This is a messenger RNA of Aethina tumida (small hive beetle), 1122 nucleotides long. RefSeq names its product NEDD4 family-interacting protein 2 (gene Ndfip). Gene Ontology annotation, molecular function: WW domain binding. The record is from RefSeq and is a predicted model, not a curated record. Gene Ontology annotation, cellular component: Golgi apparatus; endoplasmic reticulum; perinuclear region of cytoplasm. The transcript has 5 exons. Bases 126 to 821 code for a protein of 231 amino acids. Lineage: Eukaryota; Metazoa; Arthropoda; Insecta; Coleoptera; Nitidulidae. Gene Ontology annotation, biological process: vacuolar transport; metal ion transport; ubiquitin-dependent protein catabolic process.
UGAUUUCACACUGUCAAUGUCAGUUUAACAAAUAAUCGACUAUUGAAUAUGUUCUAAAAUGGAUGACGAUUGAAGCGAAUUAGGAAGUUUUUAAAUAAUCCAACGAUAAUCGAAAAUUCAAAGCAAUGGAAUCCAAUCCAGCCAACGAGACUAGUCGGGAAGUCGUGGCUAGCCCACCUCCCUCACAAAACUCAAUUGAAACUGAGAUAAUAAGUCCAGUUUCAACAAGAUCCUCAGCUUCGAACUAUGCUUCAGCCACUACUUCAAGCGUUCAUGAAUACAUCCCACCACCCAUUGCCGAUUUUUAUGCACCUCCUCCUUAUGAAGAAGUGACAAAAGAAAGCAAGUUGCCCUCCUAUGAGGAGGUGCAACUUGAGAAGAACUUGGAACAAGAGGACAUGAGAACUGUAGGGAUGGCGGGCCCUCCGUUGCGCACUCCUCAUCAAAGGGUGAUUGCUAUUGAGAGUGAUCCCACUGAAGUUGAUACAAAUUUAUUAGGAACAGAUUUUAUGUUUUAUAUUGCUUUCUUUGUGGCAUUUAUUUUCAACUGGAUUGGAUUUCUGUUGCUAAUGUGUUUCUGUCAGACAAUUGCCUCGAGGUAUGGAGCUUUGUCUGGGUUUGGUUUAUCUUUAGCCAAAUGGACAUUUAUUGUUCAACAUUCCACUGAGUUGGCAUCUAGAGAGAAUGGAUGGUUAUGGUGGUUAAUUAUGACAUUUGGGCUCAUUAUAUGUAUUCGAGCUCUUUUGCAGUACUUAAGUAUUAAAAGAGGUUGGCAUACUUUGUCUGCCACUCAUCAAGAAAGAUUAUUGUUUUUCUAUUAAGCUUUAACUGGAUCUGAAUAUUUAUUGUGAUUUUGUGUGAAUAUUCAUUCCUCAAAUAUGUUAGUAUUAUUUUAAUUGUACAGUGUUCGUUUUAUGUAAGUUACUUUAAUACUUUUUAUUACAUAUUAUGCACAUUCUAAACCAAAAUAUAUAACUACUUAAAGUGUAAGUUCGCAAAUAAGUUUUUGUAGGUCACUAAUUGUAAAAUUUUAAAAUGUAAUUGUGCUAAUUCUAUUAGAUAUGCAUUACAAAGUGUAUAUACUAGAUAUGUAUCUGUGAAUAAUAAACAUUUUGUUUGUUA